AAUGACAAACUCGCCCUUACAGCGGGGAGAAUCGCUUAAGGUGAUUUGGUAUUCAUCGGCGAGCUGUUAAGCUGUGGCCGUAUUGUAAAACUCACUGUCUCGCAAUCGACCAUAUUUGUCUUGGACGCUUGUUGGUGCAGAGCCUCGAAAGAGCCUCGCCGGGGCCUCGUCACACCUGUAUUACGGGGACAAAAUCCGCGCUUCUCUCCUGCCCUUCGCCGCCACCUAUGUCAGCUCUGGUGGCGAUUACGCGCCCGGUGCACACGCGUCCUCUACCAUUAUCCACCAAAGGAUUCGAUCCUAAUGGCUGCGCGCGGAAGGGAAGUCGCCGUAACAAUCGCACCGCAAGUGAUUUAAAGGCAGCACCGUGAGAGGAUUGGCGGCCAGCUCCAGCGCCUCUCCCGGACCUGCAUGUGUUCGCGUACGCCAUCUGGUGAGAGCCGCGGGAACUACUGGUACCCGCCAAAGCUACAGUGCCUUCCAAAAUCUAUAGUGUGCCCCAACCCCCGAAUGAAAUACAGUGUCCGUCAAAAUCCUCAAUGACAUUUAGAGGUACAGUGACCAUCGCAUGACUUGUGCCAGGGGAGAGAAGGAAGUAAAAAGCCCAAAACACAAACUAAAUAAAGCAGUUGCCAUAUCCCGCGUGCGCACUAAAAGGAAGUCUUCAUCAGGAGGGACCAAUAAAGACUUAUUGAGUGCAACCCAUACAGUGCGCUUGCCUUGCACCAUCGCACAAUACCUCCAUUAAGCUCGCCACCAUCGGCCGCUCUUGAAAACGCGGCCUGCAAUAUGACAAGCUACAGCUACUCAACACAGCAGGACCAGUGGAAGGAAAAUAAUAACAAUAACAACAACAACAACAACAGCAUUGGGAGUAUGGCUACUUUCUGUCAGUCCUCUGGCUCCGUCCCGGCCACCCUCCGCGACCUGUACGCGCGAAGUGGCCUGUCUCCCAAUUCCCCCUCGGCGGCGUCUCCUGCCUCGCCCCUUGACCCGACCAGGUACUCCCUGCCGUCGCUGCGUCAGUACGAGUUAGCACAGCAAAUGGUGACGCAGCAGGGGGCCGUCAACAAGCUGCUAGGAUCCCUCAGACCCCCCGGCAUGAUCGGAGGCUCGAAGCCGAAGGUGGCGACGCCGCAGGUGGUGAACAAGAUCGAGCAGUACAAGCGCGAGAACCCGACCAUCUUCGCGUGGGAGAUCCGCGAGAAGCUGAUCUCGGAGAGCGUCUGCACCAACUCCACCGCCCCGUCCGUCUCCUCCAUCAACAGAAUCCUCAGGAACCGCGCGGCCGAACGAGCAGCGGCGGAGUUCGCGCGGGCGGCGGGCUACGGCCUCUACAACCCGUACGCCUUCCCCUGGGCCAACCCCGCGCUGCUGUCGCCCCUCGCCGCCGCCCUCCCGCUGCACGCCGCCGCGGAGAGCGCCCUCGCCGCGAAGGACAGCGCCGGCGCCCACUCCGACGGGGAAGGCGGCGGCUCUCACAAGGACUCGCCCACGCAGCUGUCUCCCUCGGACCUCCACAGUUCCUCCUCGUCCCAGGGCACCAGCGAAGUCCGGUUCCGCAGAAACAGAACCACCUUCACCGCCGAUCAGCUGGACGAGCUCGAGAAAGAGUUCGAGAAAACGCAUUACCCCGAUUUGCCGACGAGGGAGCGCCUGGCCGAGAAGACGCUGCUGUCGGAAGCGAGAGUUCAGGUGUGGUUUUCCAACAGACGGGCCAAGUGGAGGCGACACCAGCAGCUCAGCGUCCUCCGCCCCUACUCCUCCUCCGACGACCCUCUCCCCCACUCCCCGAGGACGACCUCGCCCUACUCCGAGGGCGCGUCGAGCCCCGACAUGCGCCGCUCCCCGACCCCCCCGUCCCCCUGCCCCGUGCCAGCCCCCCUGGCGGCGCCCCCGUCGUCCGUCCGCCGGCCGAGCCCCACGGCCUGCGCCUCGCCCACCAGCCCCUCCAGCGCCUGCUCCACCACCACCACCUCGGCCCCGGCAGGAGGUUCCACCCCUGGCGGCCCGUCGGCGGCGCUGGGGCGGCGCUCCCCGCGGCCGGCCUCGACCUCUCCCCCUCCUCCCCAUCCGCUGGCGGCGCACCCUCGCCUGCUCUCACCCCUUCCCCAACCUCCGCCUUCACCCGCAUCGGUCGCCGCCCUCAACCUCUCCAUGCCGCACCCGCUGCCCCACGCCCAUCUCCGCCACAGCCCGCCCAUCUCGACCUCAGCCCACCUCGGGCGCCUGAGCAGCCGCCCGCCGCCGCCUCCCUUGCUGCCCGCCAGCCUGCUCUCGCUGCCCCAGUACCCAGGCUUCUCACUCGGGCGUGACCUCACCCUCACGCCCAUCAACCUCUCCAGCGCCCACGCCCGUGAGAUCAUGGCCGCCCAGGCUCGCUGCCUGCUCAAGUCGGCCGCCCACAGCGCCCACUACAAGUGCGAGGAGGAGGACAGCGACAUCGAGAUCGACCUCGACGCGCAGGAGGACAAGGAGAAGGAGGAGGAGGAGGAGGUGGUCGAGGCGCAGGACCUGAGCGUCAAGAGGAGGACGACGGAGAGCGAGGAAAAGGAGGAGGCCAAAGCGGAGGAGAAGAGUGCCGAGCAGACGGAGGAGGAGGAGGAGGAGGAGGAAACCAAGCAAGAGAAAAUGGAAGAUGCUUGAGCGCGGGUCGAGACUCGUGAGUGGAUGAGUUUUAAUCUCUCGUUUAAGGUAAUUUAUUGAUUAAUUUAUGCCAUCAACGAAGCUGAAUGCUGACUAUUUUACAAAGGAACACCCAGUGACUCGUUUAUCGGUGUCAGCUACCGAACAGAGACGACAGUAGAAGCAUUUUUAACUCUUGAAGCUUCGUGAAGCAAGAAUCACUCAUGGUUUCGAAGCCUCAGUCAAUACGUGUCCGUUUCUCUCACUCGUAAAGGAAUGGAAACUUAGUGGAAAUAAAUGUUACUCAGUCCACUGUCACAAACCUAAGAAAUACUUAAUAAAAAAAAAAAAAAUUGAACGAAAAACUCAACUUAUGUAAAUAUAGGUUUAAGUCUGAGAUAGUGCUGGUCAGUUUUUUUUUUUUUUGUUCUAUCAAUUGUAAAAAUCAUGAAAUCCAUGACUGAAAGUGCACAAACGAUUGAGCUUAAGUACUUAUGAAUGACCGAUAGAUGUAAAGUUAUCAUGCACAAGUUACUGAUACUUAUUUGUAUAAAAUCGUUAUGUGUACAGUAGAUAUGGGUGUUAUUGACUCUCUUAGGAAGAAGCUGAAGGGAAAGAUUCUCCUGUUCAUUUCAUUUCUGUGAAUAGCUAAACAACGAAAAAAUAGUUUCAUCAUAUAUAUUUGAAAUAUAUGUAUAUAUAUAUGUAUAUAUACUAUAUAUGUAUGUAAAACUAUAUGUAUAUAUGUAUAUAUAUAUUAUAUUAUAUAUUAUAUAUAUAUAUAUAUAUAUAUAUAUAUAUAUAUAUAUAUAUAUAACCUUUCAGAAACUCAUGUCCGUAGGCUAGACACACAGUAGUUGAUUGCACCAAAGACGUAUUUUGUAUCCAUCUUCUCUUUUUUUUCUUUUCUCGCUUGAGUUACUGUUGUAUAUAUUUCCUUUUCUUUCAUUAAGAGUUAACAAACCAAAACAAAAUCAAACGCAUUUAGUUUUAAGGUUUUAAUGUUUCUGUUUGACGAGAAAUGUCUCCUGCCACAUAUUGAUGGCAACGAUGACCUUUUAGAAAUGUAUUUGUAAAUAUAUAUAUAUUUAUGUAUGUAUAUAUGUAUGUAUGCAUGUAUGUAUAUAUGUAUAUAUACAUACAUGUAUACAUAUACAUAUACAUAUACAUAUACAUAUAUACGUAUAUGUCUAUGUAUAUGUAUUUGUGUAACAUAUAUAUAUGUAUGUACGUAUAUAUGUAUACAUUCACAUUUAUAUAUGUAUGUAUAAGUGAGUUAGCCAAAGAGGUAGACCCAAGCCAAUGUGAAAAUGAUCUCGUCUCUAUUUAUUCGAUUUUCAUAAUGUAUCGGACGAAAGUGGUCGUUCAGAGUGUAGGGAUGAGAGAGAGAGGGAGAGAAAGAGAGAGAGAGAGAGAGAGGGAGAGAGGGAGAGAGAGAGAGACGGAUAAAUAACCGGAAGACAGAAGAAAAUGAGCGGAUGAAGUGAAAAGUGAAAGAGAAUGAUGAGGGAGAAUGGAUAAACCAGACAGGAUGUGAAGCGAAGAGGAAGAGAAAAAAAAAAAGGGUGAAGAGGAAGAAGAGAAAUAGAGGAAAAGACGGAAAACAGACGAGGAAAAUUGAACAAGAAAAAUAAAUAGACAAUGAAACAAGGAAGUGACUCAGUAGACGAAAAAAAUGGAUGAAAUGAAUCCUUCUUUUCCUCCCGCCAAAAGUGUCCGAUUGCCUGCAAUUCUCUCCGGCAUCAUCGACGUAGACGAAGACGAAGCCAAACUCAGCAUCUCAACCCGUGGGCCGACGAAAAUAAACAAAAAACAAACACAAAUAAAACAACGAACAAAAAAAAAAACACAAACACACACACACACACAAACAAACAAACUUUAAAUAGUAUUCUCUUCUCUCACAAAUUUUCCCGCCCCCCCCAAAAAAAAAAAAAAUAUCCUCAUAUAUCAUCAAUUGCUCAUCUCUCAUCCUAAAAUUAUAGAAAAAAACAACAACAACGAUAGAACUUAGAUAUAAGAUUAAGAUAUAUAUAUAAUAAAACAGAAAACUGAACCCUUUGCCAAGCUUAUAUUUUUGCACGUGCCUUUGUAAUAUUAAGUGUGUGUGUGCACAGUAAAGGUGUGAGGCAUGGAA
Molecule: messenger RNA, 4762 nt
Organism: Penaeus chinensis
Lineage: Eukaryota; Metazoa; Arthropoda; Malacostraca; Decapoda; Penaeidae
Product: paired box protein Pax-6-like
Exons: 6
Coding region: 790-2646 (618 amino acids)
Biological process (GO): anatomical structure development; regulation of transcription by RNA polymerase II
Molecular function (GO): RNA polymerase II cis-regulatory region sequence-specific DNA binding; DNA-binding transcription factor activity, RNA polymerase II-specific
Source: RefSeq, a predicted model, not a curated record